Molecule: messenger RNA, 2099 nt
Organism: Colletes gigas
Lineage: Eukaryota; Metazoa; Arthropoda; Insecta; Hymenoptera; Colletidae
Gene: pip
Product: heparan sulfate 2-O-sulfotransferase pipe
Exons: 8
Coding region: 455-1648 (397 amino acids)
Cellular component (GO): membrane
Molecular function (GO): sulfotransferase activity
Source: RefSeq, a predicted model, not a curated record
UAUGACCCGUCGUGAUCGCCUGUACCACGCUUCCGUCGCUCGUCGAUGACAGAAAAUCGUCGUCGAACGAUCCGCUGACGCGCUCGUGACGAUUCGCGUGACCCGCGCUCGCGAUAUUCGCCGAAAAACGCGGGCAAAAAUCGGACGAUAACUUUCAGUGAAUUUGUUCCCGUUUCGCAUGGUCGUCGGUUCGUCGAACGUCGGUGAACGGAUCGAUCGGUUUUUCGAGUCCGGUCCCGGGUAGCCCCGACGUUUUGUUGAAGUUUCAGUGAUCGAUCGUAGCCCGAUAGACAGAGAGAUCGGUUGAUCGCGGAGCAACGACGUGCGUGCAACGAUCGCGAUCGAUCGACCGUCGUUAUCGCUUGAUGAGUCGCGUUCGACCGUCUCGGAUCUGAGGAUCCGAUCGACGUCGUAGAGGCGAGGCAUUAUUCGUUGAAAGAUCCACCAGAGCACGAUGCUGAACGACAACGUGUGGAAGCACAGGCGGGUGCCUGUCCCGAAGAGGACCAUCGAGCUGAUCGCGUUGAUAGCGAUCUCCAGCACCCUCUUCCUCUUCCUGCACACGAGAGAGUUGCACUCGCGUCUGCGGAAAAUGGAGGUGCGCCUUCAGCCUGGCGAGGACGAGAUGCUGCCGGAAAAUCAACUCUCCUUCGAAGCAGUCCAAACAGAUUCUAGUCCAAGUGGAACCGUCCAUUAUCCAAACGGACAUCGCAUCUUUACAGUAAAGUACGACGUACCGGAAGUGCUGGACAUCGUCGCGCUGAACAACACGAAGAGAGCAGGCAGGGAGGUUUUGUUUUUCAACCGGGUGCCCAAAGUGGGCUCGCAGACCUUCAUGGAGCUGCUGAGGAGGCUGUCGAUGAGGAAUGGUUUCUCGUUCAACCGGGAUCGCGUGCAGAGAGUCGAGACUAUACGCAUCGCGCCGAUCGAACAGCUCCAGCUUGCUAGAAUGGUCAGCAGUUACUCAGAACCAUCGGUCUACGUGAAGCACGUAUGCUUCACCAACUUCACAGAAUUCAACUUGCCGCAGCCAAUUUACAUCAAUAUAGUACGGGAUCCCAUCGAGAGAGUGAUAUCCUGGUACUAUUACGUCCGUGCACCAUGGUAUUACGUCGAGAGAAAGCAAAUAUUUCCAGACCUACCUCUGCCGGAUCCCAACUGGCUGAAGAAGGACUUCGAGACCUGUGUACUUAAGGCGGACCGCGAAUGCAGAUACCUGGAGGGCGAGAUUCACGAGGGGAUCGGCGAUCAUCGCAGGCAGACGCUGUUCUUCUGCGGGCACAGCGAGAAAUGCACCCCGUUCAACACUGUGGGUGCCCUGGAACGGGCGAAAUUGGCUGUGGAGAAGCACUACGCCGUGGUCGGGGUACUCGAGGAUGUGAACACCACUCUCACGGUGUUGGAGAAUUACAUACCACGAUUUUUCCAAGGCGCCACCGACGUCUACUAUGACGAAGUGAACUCGUUCAAGAGAAUCAACCGGAACUUCUUCAAGCCGCCAGUUACCGAGGAAGUGAAAGACAUGGUGCGCAGCAACUUCACGCGUGAGAUCGAGUUCUACCAAUUCUGCAAGCAACGGUUGUACAAGCAACUAAGAGCCCUGAAGUUAACGAAGAACACACCGCCGUUGGAGAGCAACGCUUUAUAAAAUCGAAGAAAAAAGAAAAAAAAACUUUGGAAAGGGAAGCAAUAUUAAGCAAAAAAAAAGAAAAAAAUAGGUUCGUCGAGAAAGCGUGGUGACGUUCGCGAAUCGUUGGCCUUAAGAAAAGAAUCACGCAUACGAAGAUCGUGGAAAACGAUCGACAAACACGAGAGAGGAUCGAGCGAUAACCAUGAAGUCUUGCAAGAGUCAGUGAUUCGAACUCGAAUGGGACACUCGCAGUGCCGUCUUUAUUUUGUGAUCGUUUAUCCUAUAUAUAUAUAUAUAUAUUAAUAUUAUCGUGUAAUUUAAAAAGACAGCGACACGUUCGCUGGGAAAUUUAUCAGACCCGCGAACAUCCACGAUGCGAGGCAUUAGCUGUAUUUAUUUAUAUCGAUAUUUGUAAAGCCACCGUUUCGUCGCGUGAAACGCGUCGACGUGUCCCUGGACACGACUAGGA